AUAAGUCCCCCUCACCUUAGCUACUCAUUUUAGUCGGUGUCAUCGUCUCCACUGUUCGGCCCGCUCGGUUGCCUCCUUCCUUCAAACCCUAGAACUGAGGUAAGUGUAGAAAAGGUUAAGAGAAAAUGUCGGACAAAACCAAAGGAAGAAAAGAAGAGGUGGUGACAAGGGAGUACACCAUCAACCUCCACAAGCGCUUACAUAGCUGUACAUUCAAGAAGAAGGCCCCAACGGCCAUCAAGGAGAUCCGGAAGUUUGCACAGAAAGCUAUGGGCACCAAGGAUGUAAGAGUGGAUGUGAAGCUGAACAAGCAGAUAUGGAGCAGGGGUAUCCGAAGUGUUCCAAGGCGUGUCAGAGUUCGUAUUGCUCGCAAGAGGAAUGAUGAUGAAGAUGCAAAGGAAGAGCUAUACUCUUUGGUUACUGUUGCAGAGAUCCCAGCAGAGGGAUUGAAGGGUCUUGGUACCAAAAUCAUUGAAGAUGAGGACUAAACUGUCGUUAUUAAUGAAGAAUGAUAAUAUUAAAUGCUAUUUUCAUUCUUUUCCUAGUGUUAUGAGACUGUCAAUUUUGUCAGGGUACUUAAUAUUUAUGUUUUAUCAAGCAUCAGAGGUGUUACCAUGAGUUUAUAUGUUUGCUUCUGUUUCCUGUUUCUCAUUGUUAUAUCAGUUGUAUCCUUUCUGGUGAAUUGCUUUAUAGCUACAGUUAUAAAUACAUAGUUUGUGGGUA
Nicotiana attenuata is the source of this 723-nucleotide messenger RNA. Its product is annotated as 60S ribosomal protein L31. Lineage: Eukaryota; Viridiplantae; Streptophyta; Magnoliopsida; Solanales; Solanaceae. Gene Ontology annotation, biological process: cytoplasmic translation. The transcript is spliced from 3 exons. The record is from RefSeq and is a predicted model, not a curated record. Bases 126 to 488 code for a protein of 120 amino acids. Gene Ontology annotation, molecular function: structural constituent of ribosome. Gene Ontology annotation, cellular component: ribosome; cytosolic large ribosomal subunit.